AAAUUUUCAAAAGUGACUGUAUUGACAGGGUAUAUUUAUUUUUGGGUACAUUGUAACAGAUUGUUGAAAAUACUGUACUGCAUUAUGUGUAACAGGAUAACUUUAGAUGUUGGGCUACCUGUAAAACAGAUUUUUACUAUAACAUACGUAUGUAACGACCACGGGGUAACAUUCAAUAGACAACAGCUCAAGUAAAAUGGUCGCUCUAAGCGAACAAACUUGUGUGGAAACAGAAAAAAAAAGGAUUUCUAUCGACAUAAUUUUAGGAGGGGAUGAGAAUUUUACUAUAACAGACGUGUGCAACGACCACGGGGUAAAAUUCAAUGGACGACAGCUCAAGUAAAAUGGUCACAAAAAGCGAACAAACUUGUGUGGAAAUAUAUGAAACCGACAUAAUUUUAGGAGGGAAUGAGGUAGUACAGAUGGCGAGCACAAAAGCAAGGGGGGCAUUUCCCACACGCACAGUGUGUACGACUACUAAAUGUUCACAGGUCAACCGACACUAUUCAUAUAGUGGCGCUGAAACUGGUCCAGUCUGUUCUGAAUUUCUGGUGGAUGAAAAGUUCGAUCUAUGGGGGAGAAAUAGAUAUGUUCUCCUGCGCUAUGUUGGAAAGUUUCUGACCCUACUGUUGCUACUGAACAUAUUCAUCUGCUCACUGGACUUCCUUAGUUCUGCGUUCAGAAUUCUUGGUGGAAAAACAGCAGGUGGAAUAUUUAACAACAGUGAGAUCCUGGAUAACCCAAUCGCAGGCCUCAUGAUUGGGAUUCUGUUUACAGUCCUAGUGCAAAGUUCAAGCACUUCAACCUCGGUCAUCGUUACCAUGGUUGCAUCUGGAAUCAUAAAUGUGGAGCCUGCUAUUCCAAUGAUUAUGGGAGCAGUUGUUGGUACGAGUGUCUCCUUGGCACAGUCAAAUGACUGGUUUGAGUUCAGACGUACAUUUGCUGGAGCCACAGUACAUGACAUGUUUAACUGGCUAACUGUCGUUGUUUUUUUACUACCUCUUGAGUGGGCAACAGGGUUGAUCAGUAUCCUUGCCACACACGCUGUCAAAAGUUUAAAUAGUGUGCAGUUCGACCUAUUAUAAUGAAAAGGGCAACCAGUAUGUUCCAGUGAUAUUUGUCAACAUUACAGUUUUGACAGCAAAUCCAUUAUCCACAUUAUGUCCAACAAGUUGGACCGCUUUUCUUUAAAACACCAAGAAAAUGUCAGUGCUUUGGUGUCUGUGCAGAAGGUUCAGUAUGAGCAAAGAAUUCCCUGGCACAGUUUUUCUCAGAAGAUAUGCUGAUGGAGUUGAAACUUCAUUUAAUAUGUUAAAGGAACCCAUCCAACCUACUGACUUCCCUGGUGAAUUACACCCAACUGGAUUAGAUGCUGCUCGGUUGUGGUAUCUUUAUGAGCAAGUGCUCCAUAUUGUGCAAACAAGCAAAUCUUUACUAUGCCAACAGUACCAAAACCUUCACUGAUAAAAGUUGAACAGUCAGAAACAAAGAGUUCAAAGAAAAGGAAACUAAAUACUAAGUGAAGUUAUAAUAUUCUUUCACUAGGGGAAUGUCAGACAAGAUGGUGAUUCUCUAAAUGUUUAUCCUGUAACAAGGCUCACCAAGUUCCUUUGUAGACAGUUACUGAGUUACAGAUAUUUCCAUUUGCAUUUUCAAUAUAGUUUUUUUCAUGGAUUUGAUAUUCAGAUAGUUCCAGUAAAAUAAUGGACAGUCAUGUGUGAUGUUCAAUAAGAAAGUUUUGUUUGUUCAUGUAGCAAUAUUAAAAUGACUGUAAGAGUAAUUUUACAGACUUUACAGUGACAAUAAUUUCUCUGUAUGAAGCUAAUAUUUAUCUUAAUGCUGCAAAAGUAAGAAAUUACUGUGUGAAUGUACUAUAGAUGAUUUGUUAUUAUAGGAUUACAUUUUUUCAAUUGCUGUUAUAAAUGUAAGCCAAACUAGACUGUUGUGAAAUUAGUUCUGUUAUUUAAACAGGGUUAUUAAUUAUGUGCAUUGAAGAAAACAUUGACAGUGUAUGAAAAAACUGCUUUUUGAUGACAAAUUUUCAAUUGCAACAGGUACUCCAGAAUUUUUCAGAUUUUUAAAAAAGAAUUGCCAAGACUUGUUAUACUGAAUUAAAACAUAAUGAUUUAGUCAUUUAAAACGAUUACAUGAAUGUUGUAAAGAAUUUCUGGUUGAGUACUGUCAUAAAUAUAUUUUAUUAAGAUUUUUUUUGAAAUUUUUUAUUGUUGCUAUGGUAACAGGAAUUCAAUGCUUAUAACUUCAAAGAAUAACAAAUGCUGGAUUUAAAGUAGCAAUGAUCUUGCAGAAUGGCUUUUAUCAGGCUAGAAGGUACAACAUGUACAAGAAGUCCUAACAUUUUGAAAUAUUUUACCAACAGGAAGAGCCUGUGUUGAUAGUUUCCAUAUUUUCAAAAAAUUGUGAAAGAAAGAUGUGAAUGUUGCAGAAAAUGUUUGGUUCUAGACUGAAUUUUAUUUUUCUAGACUGAAUUUUAUUUUUUUAUUUGAAAGAUCAAUAAUCAAGUAUUUAUUAUAUGAAUUGAUGCCUAUAAUUGUAUAAGAAGACAAUCUUUUAAAACAGAUCAAUUUUGUUGCAGAAUAUUGUCGCCAUGGUAACAUAAGUUUAAUUUCUGAUUUGUUUGCUUAUUUGAAGAACAUCGUUUCUUAUGAAUUUAUAAACCUUACUGGAUUAAACUGUAUAAUGUAAGUAGAUAUGUCUUUUAUAUGUAAUAAUUUCAUUUACAAUACACAGUGUGAUGCCUUAAAAUAGCAGAGUUUUUAUUAAGACAAGCAUAUCAAGAAAGUUUGUAUUUCUCAAAAAAUGAUUGCAUUAUUUAACAAGAAAUGCUGUCUGAAACUUUGAUAGAUUACAAUACAUUGUUUUGGUGUAAUGUUGUGAAACAGACACCUGAAAUAUUUAUAUUUUCUCAGGAAAAUUUUAAAAAAAAGUUUUUUUAAACAAAAUAGUGCACUGUUGCCAUGGUUACGGUAAUUUGACUUUGAUUUUGUGUUCUUUUUAAACAACAUGUACAUCAAUUAUUAAUUCUACUUAAUCAGUAUGUAUUGAUUUAACUGAAUAUCUAUUUUAUAUGUAAUAAUUGCAUUUACAAAACACAAUGUGAUCACACAAAUCUGCAUUAAAAUGAAAGAGUUGAUAUCAAGACGGGUGUAUUACGAAAUUCAAUAUUUCUCAAACAAUGUUUCAUUAUUUAACAUGAAAUAAUGUUGUAACUUAGAUACAUGACAUUGCACUGUUUAUUGUGUGAAUAUGCAGAAAAUACACUUCAAAUAUUCAUAUUUUCUCAGGAAAAUUGACAAAACAUUACCCUUUCAAAGAAAGUAGAAAAUUGUUGCCAUGGCAACGAUAAUUUCACUUUCAAAAUUGUAUGUAAAUGUAAACAACCAGUUUCCGGUUUAUAUGUUUUAUUUUAUUGAACUAUAUUAUGUAAAUAAAUUUCUCUUUUAUAUGUUAUAAUUGCAUCAAGAUAACACUAUGCUGAACACAAUGAACACUACUACAACACAAAUAUUGGUUGAAAUAAUAGUAUUGUAAUUUAGACAUACAUAUUAGGAAUGUAUGUAUUUCUCAAAACAUGUUGCAGUAGUUUACAUGAAAUGAUGUUUCUUACUUUCACAUAUGACAGUUUAUUAUUUUGAUAUUGAUGUAUUGGACAAAAAUGUAACUGCACAAAUUGUUUAAAAUAAAAGACAAAAAGAAUAUUUUUUAGUAAUAAUAAGUGAUUUUGUUGCUAUGGUAACAAAACUUCUGAUUAUUAAAACAUCUGAAAUGUUAGCAAAAUCACAGUUAGUAAUAUUUAUAUCUAAUAUAUGUUCUUGUGUCAUUGUUUUUGUGACAGUUCCUGUGAAAAAUUGCAGUGAUUUAAGUGUUUGUAAUAUCAAGGUUAAUAUCAAAGUUUUAUAAUGUUAUAUAUCCCAGUAUCAAAUGAAAUCUGUAUUUUUUGAAGAAAAAGAAUGUCAUAAAAAAUUGUAAACAAAUACAGUAUUCUGUAAAUUAAGUCUGAACUAGAAAAAUUUAAUUGCAUGUUUAUAUCAUGUUCUAAGUGUAAGUUAUAAAUUAAUUUUACAAUGAACUGUUAUAAUUGGGUUUUAACACAUGUGUUACCAUGGUAACGAUUUUUAAAAAUAAUGUUACAAAUAAAGUUCAAAUCAAAUGUACGUGUAGCAAUACAUUUACAUACUAUUUAUGUAAAAGAGCAUUUUUUACAUCCAUGAGACAACCUUAAAAGUAUUAAGAAAGGUUAUGUCACUCUGCGGUGUGCAUGUUUACAUGAUAAAGUGUAAAAUGUAUGUAAACACCCUGCACGUAUUAGUAAACGUGCAUGCAUGAACGCCCCAAAAUCAUACAAAUUAUCAAAAAGUAAAUGAUUACCUUCAUAAUUCCAAGAAAGCAUUAUCCCUUUAUAAAUACUCAUUGCUUCCAUUUCUAGCACACUCAAUAUGUAAAACACUUUUUUAAAACUACCUCAAGAUUUUUCCGUGAUAUCCAUGCAGAUCGCUGAUAGUCUCAUAUUUAAAGAAAAUCUGGUCCAAGGGAGGCUAAUUCUAACCUCGAACAGAUUUAUAUCCCUUAUUGAGUUAAGAUAGAAUUUAUGUAUAAGAAUACCUAUCAAGUACACCUAGCUAUGACUUUAGUAUAGGUAUAUGUGUAUGAUUAUGUAAAUAUAUAUAGAUGUAUAUUUAGAUUUGUGUGUGUAUGUAUAUUUGCUUGUGUGGGUAUAAGUGUGAACGAAUAUGUUAUGUUUUUGAGAUAUAUAAUAAUUAUAUAGUCAUCAAAAUGCUCAUUUUAAGUAUCACUUGUAAUGGUGUUUUUUUUCCAAAUGUUGCAGUUGCUCUUUAUUUAUAACAUGCGACAUUUGUGUAUGCCGGAUGAGCUAUUUUUCAUGUACAUAUUUUUCUUACAUUUUUCUCUAAAUAUUUUCUGUCUGUUCUGCUUGUCGAUCGUUUUUGGCCUACGGUCAUAAAAAUGUAUUACGACCAAUAUGCCGCUAUAAAAUAUACUUUCUACAUAUUUCUAUAUCUAUUCAGGUAAUGGAUGAGCUAUGUGUCUACCGAGCGGCAAUAUGUCUUUUUUACAAUAGUACUCAGAAAAUUAAGGGAAGAUGUCGUUUUUACUGCCAGCCAAUUCUAACCAUUGUUAAUGCCUUAUUACAAAUAAUACGUGGUACCUUUUGUCUAAUAAGACAAUUAAUGAAAUAAUUUUUCUGAAUUUUGUUAAUCUACAAAAUGGAAUUUUAGUAUCCUUUGGAACUUUUCAUGCUGCAAUCAGAGAAUCUAUUCCAGCAGACGAAUAUUUGUUUUUGAAUGUCGAAUAUGUUUUUAUCUUGAUAAAAUUAUUGCUAUUAUCUGGGGAUGUUGAAGUCAAUCCUGGUCCGAUAAACAAUGAUGAGAACUGUUUGUCGGUCUCUCAUCAAAAUAUUAGAAGUAUCAGAAACAAACUUGAUUUUGUAAGAGACAACUGGUUAGAGUUUGAUUUGCUCUGCUUUACCGAAACUCAUUUAAAUAUUUUAGUUGACAUAAAAAUUUUGAAGUUAGACAGCUAUAGUGAGCCUUAUCGCAAAGAUAAUACCAGUCAUUCAGGAGGCAUUUUAAUAUACGUCACAGAACAUCUUAUAUCUAGUAGAAUUUUUGAUCUCGAAAUUAAUCUACCAGAAUCAUUGUGGGUUAAAGUAAAAUGUCGAAAUGAAAUAUAUUUAAUUGCUACAGUUUACAGACCGCCUAAUGCUACUGUCGAUUUCUGGGAGAGACUUAAUAUUUCUAUUGAAAAAAAAAACACUUUUGAUUUAAACAAUAAAAUCUUGAUUGUAGGUGACAUCAACGAGGACCAACUAAAUUUGAACAAUCACAAAUUAAGAGAUAUACUAAUGUUAAAUGACAUGGUUAAUGUUAUAACAGGACCAACGCGAAUAACGCCUCAGUCUACAACUCCUCUUGAUCCGAUUGUUAUUUCAAAUGAUAUUACAGUUUUGCACCACGGUACAUUUGAUACACCGCCAAACAUUAGCGAUCACUUAGGUACUUUUAUUUACAUUAAAUUUGACCGACCCUCCUCAGUACCGUACAAACGGCGUGUCUGAAAUUAUGAACGUGCAGAUUUCUGUAAAAUAAAAGAUUUGAUUAGAACUACAGACUGGUCAUUUAUAAAUUCAAAUACUAUUGAUGAGGCAUCAUGCCAAUUUACUUAUAAAUUAUUUACUAAUAAAUUUAUUGAACUUGCGAAAAACUGCAUUCCAACCAGUUGUAUUACAAUAAGACCUAAUGAUAUGCCAUGGUACGACUCUGAAAUUCGUCGAGUGACCCGACAAAAAGACCGAAUGAAAUGGAAAGCUCUAACUACAAAAAAUAUAUCUGAAUGGAAACAGUAUACUAAAUUAUGCAAUAAAGCGAGUAACUUAAUUAAGCACGCGAAAGAACAUUUUUAAUAACUUAGAAUUUACUCUUAUUGAAACCAGUUCAAGCAACCCAAGGUUUUAUUGGAAAAUGAUGAAAAUGCUAGUAAAACAAAACAAAGGUAGUGAAGUUAUUCUUCCACUAGAAUUAUGCGUAAACAACAACACUUUAUAUUUUACUUCUGAUAAAGAAAAAGCAAAUUGUUUAAAUGAUUAUUUUGUUUCAAUCUCUAAAUCUAAACUUCCUCAAUUUACAUUGAAAACUAGGAAUAUACUAGAAGAAUUCGUGAUAACUGAAGAAGAAGUUACUGAUAUAAUAUCAGUUUUGUUAGUUAAUAAAGCGUAAGGCCCGGAUGAAAUUAGCCAUAGGAUGUUAAAAGAAUGUAAGAAUACUAUUAAUAAACCAUUAAGUAUGUUAUAUAACAGGUCACUACACGAUUGUGAAUACACGAACAUAUGGAAGUCGGCUACAGUUAUGCCGCUUUUUAAAAAAGGUAACAAAAAUACACCCUCCAACUACAUGCCAAUUUCGCUUAUCAGUUGCAUUAGGAAAAUUAUGGAAAGAAUCAUGUUUAAACAUUUUUAUAACCAUUUACAUUUAAAUAAUUUAUUAUACUAAAAGCAGUCAGGUUUCAUACCAGGUCAUUCGACAGUGUAUCAGUUAAUAGAUAUUUACAAUCAAAUUUGUCAGUCAUUCGAUUCUAAAAUACCGACAUGUAUGGUGUUCUGUGACAUUUCAAAGGCGUUUGAUCGAGUGUGGCACGAGGGUCUGAUUUUCAAACUUAAACAAAAUGACAUUAAUGGUAAUCUAUUGCUAUGGGUAAAAAGCUAUCUUAAAGAACGUAAUCAAAAAGUAUUUGUUGGAUCUUCUUUUUCUGAUACGAAAUAUGUUUCAGCUGGCGUUCCCCAGGAGGCAGUGCUUGGACCUCUCUUCUUUUUAAUCUAUGUGAACGAUAUUACUGAAAAUUUAUUUUUACCUUUUCCGCGUUACGUAGUAUAGCGGAAAAGUUAUGUCUGCAAGUUACGGUUCAUUAAACCGCUUCAGUAAGAGGUAUUGAAAAGGUAGCCAAUGGUUCAUUGUUUAGUCUAAAAUUCGUCCAAUAGAAAUCAUUUGUAUCGGGUAUGUGAUAUAUCGAUGUAAAAUUGGUCAUUUCUAGCGUACACCUCAGCAGUACAUUUAAUACGGACAUUAAGUUUUCAAACGUUAACAAUUUUAAGAUUAAAAUUUCAUCUGUGAUAUAGAUACAUGAAAAAAUCUUUAUAUUUCAAUAUUCUCAUGUUAGCAAUUGUUUAAAACUGUAUAACAUUUUUAAAUACUGUUGUAUUGUACUAUUUAGUUGUCCUGUCGGGGCAUGUUUCUGACGUUCAUAUUAUUCUUAUACAGGCAUGAACAGAAUUUGGUGGGGCCGGGAGCAGUUUUUGACAGGUCAAAUAAAUUUUACAAUAUAUGUGUGAAGUCCACACACACCACUGAGGAAGGCACUGAAUUUGUUUUUGGACACAGGUUUCAGAGCUAAAUUCUCUGUUUUUCCUGGACGUCGUGUUUUCCGGUGAGGUGGAAAAUUGAGAGAGCCACAAAGAGAUAUAGUAUCAUUUGUAUAACACUGUAUAAUUGUAUAAUGUGUAUCGUAAUAAACGGCCUCUCGUAGCCAGGGUGCAUCGCUACAAGGCGAAAUGUA
This is a messenger RNA of Mercenaria mercenaria, 8082 nucleotides long. RefSeq names its product sodium-dependent phosphate transport protein 2B-like. Gene Ontology annotation, molecular function: sodium:phosphate symporter activity. Bases 324 to 1085 code for a protein of 253 amino acids. Gene Ontology annotation, biological process: sodium-dependent phosphate transport. Lineage: Eukaryota; Metazoa; Mollusca; Bivalvia; Venerida; Veneridae. Gene Ontology annotation, cellular component: membrane. The record is from RefSeq and is a predicted model, not a curated record. The transcript has 11 exons.